Molecule: messenger RNA, 2812 nt
Organism: Eruca vesicaria subsp. sativa (arugula)
Lineage: Eukaryota; Viridiplantae; Streptophyta; Magnoliopsida; Brassicales; Brassicaceae
Source: the annotation of a GenBank genome assembly
AUGAAUCGUAGGGUGCGUCAAAGAGUGGAGGAACAUGGAAAGGAUAAGGUUGGUGGUGAUGAGGCUGUAGCACCAACGGUUAAUCAAGAAUCUAAAGAUUGGACUAGCAUGGCUAACGACAUCAUGCUUCAUGUGUUUACUCUCUUGGACUCUAGCGACCGAGCUAGCUUGGCAUCAACCUGUAAACCGUGGAGAGCCCUUGGUGCUUCUCCUCAUCUGUGGACUUGUUUGGAUAUUCGUUCCAACAAGUUUGAUCUAUCAGUGGCUGCUUCUCUUGCUGGUAGGUGUGGUGAUGAUCUCAACAAGGUUAGGUUCCGUGGCCUUGACUCUACUGCUGCCAUAUGUAAACUCAAGGCAAAGAAUCUGAAGGAGAUAGCCGCAGAUUACUGUGAGAAUCUGGCAGAUGCUACCUUGUCUAUGAUUGUUUCACUCCAUCAAGAUCUUGAGAGUGUCCAGCUUGGACCAGGAGCUUGUGAGAGCAUCACUAGUGAAGCUAUAAAGGUUAUAGCCUUGUGCUGUCCCAAACUCAAAAUGCUUAGGCUCUCUGGAGUGAAAGAUGUUACCACUAAGGCUAUUGUGUCUUUGGCCACACACUGCCCACUUCUUACUGAUGUUGGAUUCAUGGAUUGUCAGAACAUUGAUGAAGCAGCACUGGUGAAACUUGUGUCUGUUCAGUAUCUAUCUGUGUCCGGGACAGAAAACAUGAACUGGAGCGUUGCAGCUGCGAGUUUGGAGAAGCUUCCCAACUUAACCGGUUUGGAUGUGUCAAGAACCAGCAUUAACCAUGCGACGGUUUCAAGGCUGUUGAACUCAUCUAAGAGCUUGAAAGUUGUGUGUGCUGUGAACUGUCCAUUGCUUGAACGUUCUCUAGAGUUCAACCCUGAUACCUUCAGCGGAAAGCUACUGAUUGUUUUGCACAACAACACUUUGAAUGGGAUGGCUUCUCUAUUUGAAGCUAACUCAAUGAUGCCAAAGGAAGCAAUGCAUUGGCUUGAGUGGGUACUCUCUCACACUCUUCUACUCUUGGCAGAGAGCAACAAACUAGGAGUGGACAGUUUCUGGCAGAAGCAUGGAGGCAAGUUCUUUGUAAGGCUAAUGCAAAGCACACAAGAGGAUGUCCAAGAGAGAGCAGCCAGAGGACUUGCUGCUUUUACCCAAGUAGGUGAUGACUAUGCAAUCAUCUACAGUGAAAGAGCUGAGACAGUUUUGCAAGAUGGAGGCAUCCCAAUUCUGUUGAAACUUGCUGGAUCAUUGAAACAUGGUCUUCAGACAGAAGCUGCAAAGGCCAUUGCACACCUGUCUUUAAAUGCAGAUGUUGCAAAGGCUGUUGAUGAAGAAGGUGGGCUUAAAGUUCUUGUUGGUUUGGCUAAGUCUAGGAAUAGACUUGUGGCUGAAGAAGCUGCUGGUGCUCUGUGGAAUCUCUCUCUUGGAGACCCAUUUAAGGCUAUUGCUGAAGCUGGAGGAGUGAAUGUGUUAGUGAAGCUUCUCUCUAUAUGGCCAUAUGGCUAUGGUAGACUUCUGGAGCGUGUUGCUGGUGCAUUAGCUAAUUUAGCAGGAGACGAUAAGUGUAGUAUGGAGAUUGGAAAAGCAGGAGGUGUGCAUGCCUUGGUGAUGCUAACUCAAAACUGCAUGUAUGAAGGAGCACAAGCACAGGCGGCUCGUUGUUUGGCUAAUCUGGCUAUUCAUGAUGAUGGCAACAUUAACAAUGAUGCUAUUGGACUAGAGACUGGUGUCUUGCAAACACUUCUUCAGCUGACAAAAUCGAAUCAUGUUGGUCUUAAACAGGAAGCUGCUGGUGCUCUUUGGAGUUUGGCAUAUGAUGAUAAGAAUAGAGAAUUGAUUGCUGCACUUGGUGGUGUUGAAGUCUUGGUGGAAUUUGCAAAGUCCUGUGUUAAUGCAUCAAGUGGUCUGCAAGAGAAUGCAGCUGGUGCUCUUUGGGCUCUAGCACACUCUGAAGAACACAGCAUGGCAAUUGGAGAAAAAGGUGGUAUACCUCCUCUUAUUUUACUUGCAAGAUUUAACUAUGAGGCUGUACAUGAAACUGUUGCUGGAGCUCUGUGGAAUCUUUCUUUCAAUCAAAACAAUGCUCUCCGCAUUGUGGAGGAAGAUGGAGUUAAAAUGCUUGUUCGCCUCUGUACGUAUUCUAACUCCAAAUGGGCACGUUUCCUGUCAUCAUUAGCAUUAGCUUACAUCUUUGAUGGAAGGUUGGAUGGAUUUUUGAGGAAUACUCCGCCGAAAGUUACAUUAAAAAGGGUUUACGUGGCUGAUAAAAGAAGUGCGCUUAGAUGUAUUGAAAGUUACAUUAAAACUUUCAUGGAUCAACAAAUCUUUGAAACUGGUGAUGCUUCUUCAUCAACUACUCCACCUAUGUCAGCACAAGACUUGGAGAACAUUCGUAUCCAAGAAGCUGACAAUUUAAGAUGCAGUAGUGAAGAGAUUGGAAUGUUUGUUACAAUGCUGGGAAACCCUUCUCCUGUACUCAAAAAGUUUGCAGCCUUUGUGCUUCUCCAGUUCACAAUACCGGGAGCUAGCCAUGCCAAGCAUCAUGCAAGCUUGAUGCAGAACCGUGGAGAUGCUAUAGUCUUGCGUUCUGCUGCUGAUGAUACUGUGAACAUGCCUAGUGAGGCUAGAGAUUUUGUGGAAAACGUGCUUAGCAACCUGGAGCAUCAUCAGCCAUAAUGUUUAAAAGGGAAAAAAAAAGGAUUUAUUUCAUAAGAGUAAUUUAGCCUAUGUAAUUAGGCAUUUAUUUAGUGUUAUACAGAAUGUUUAUGUAACCAUAGACCUUCUUUUGUUUUUCAUUCAUAAAUUUCAA